Molecule: messenger RNA, 5109 nt
Organism: Callorhinchus milii (elephant shark)
Lineage: Eukaryota; Metazoa; Chordata; Chondrichthyes; Chimaeriformes; Callorhinchidae
Gene: nfyc
Product: nuclear transcription factor Y, gamma
Exons: 12
Coding region: 247-1332 (361 amino acids)
Biological process (GO): regulation of DNA-templated transcription
Cellular component (GO): nucleus; CCAAT-binding factor complex
Molecular function (GO): protein heterodimerization activity; DNA-binding transcription activator activity, RNA polymerase II-specific; DNA binding
Source: RefSeq, a predicted model, not a curated record
CGGCGCCGGGAGCGGGCGCCAUCUUGUUUCCCCCUAAAAUCCCCCGCCCGCGAUCAAAAGGAAGCGGGAGAGGCAGCAGCUGCCGCCGAGAGCGGGGACGGAGAAGGGCCGGGGAGGCUGACAGACGGCGCGGCUGAGCACGACGCCGGUUGACUGACGGCUGUCUUGCUUCAUCUGAUCUAUUGUGGCUUAUUGCAACUCUUGCCUGCCCUCUGACGAGCUCUUCAUCUACAACAAGGUCUCAGAAUGUCUGCCACUGGAGAUGGUUCAUUUACUACAACCUCGCAGGGAGGUGGGAGCAGUGAAGCCCAACAACUACUCCAGACUUUCUGGCCACGGACCAUGGAAGAAAUACGCAACCUGACACCAAAUGACUUCAAGGUCCAGGAUCUCCCCUUGGCUCGCAUUAAGAAAAUUAUGAAGCUGGAUGAGGAUGUAAAGAUGAUCAGCGCUGAAGCACCAGUGUUGUUUGCAAAAGCAGCUCAGAUUUUCAUUACAGAGCUGUCUCUGAGGGCGUGGAUACAUACGGAGGACAAUAAACGCAGGACUCUGCAGAGGAAUGACAUCGCUAUGGCCAUCACCAAGUUCGAUCAGUUUGAUUUUCUGAUUGACAUUGUCCCCCGAGAUGAGCUCAAGCCUCCAAAACGACAGGAGGAAGUCCGUCAAACCGUUCCCACGUCCGAGCAGGUGCAGUACUACUUCACCCUUGCCCAGCAGCCAACAACAGUACAAGUCCAGGGCCAGCAGCAAGGACAACAGGCCACAACGGGAACGGCAAUCCAGCAGGGACAGAUUAUCAUAGGACAGCCCCAGCAGGGGCAGGUAGUACAAGGAGCAGUUCAGCAGUUACAGCAAGUUCAGGUCGGGCAGUCUCAGACUACAGCAUCAUCAAUCACGAGCACCCCAGUGACCAUGCAAGUAGGAGAUGGACAGCAAGUGCAGAUCGUUCCAGCACAGAGCCAAGCACAGCAAUCUCAGAGCAAUUCAGGACAGACCAUGCAAGUCAUGCAACAGAUCAUCACCAACACUGGCGAGAUUCAACAGAUUCCAGUGCAGUUGAAUACUGGGCAGCUGCAAUAUAUCCGUUUGGCUCAACCUGUAUCCCAAACACAGGUGGUACAAGGGCAAAUCCAGACCCUCACCACAGGCAAUCAGGUAGGACAAGCUGAAGUCCAGCAGGGACAGCAAUACAGUCAGUUCACUGAUGGACAGCAGUUGUACCAGAUUCAGCAAGUCACCAUGCCCCCAGGACAGGACAUCACUCAGCCAAUGUUCAUCCAGUCCACCAACCAGCCUGCAGACGGACAGACUGCCCAAGUCACAGGCGAAUAAUGGAAUCGUCUGAGAGCUUGAAUCGACUGCCUAGCAAGCCAUUGUAUAAGCAGACAACACUUACCAAAUAACAGGGAUGGAAAAUGACAUUUUUUUUAAAAAAAACUUUUUUUCCUUUGUAUUGUGAUAAACAAAAGUAAAUUGUACAUACAGUAUAUAUAUAUAUAUAUACAGACACCCACAUAAAAUGCAAUAAAAUCCUACGGAAUAGAGGUUUGUAAAUUGCAUGUAGGAAACAGGAUUCCAGCUUGCGUCUUACCUAGUGAGUUCGCUGAUUCUUGCUCUCUUUAUAGCUGUCUCCUCUGCGUACAAUGUUAUUCCUCAUUUCAGUUUAAUCAGCUUUUUAAUUUUGUGCCUACAAGUAAACCUGCGGUGAUCUGGAGUAACCCAGCAAGACAUCAUCUUCAGCUGGUUACGAAUGGAUUGUCUUAAUCCAUGGUUUCUCCUGGAUACACUGUCAAGUCAGAGUUUGUGCUCAAUGUUGAUACCAAUUACUUUAUUUUUUGUUUUCUAAAUCAAUUUGUGCAGGUUGAUCCAAACGGAAAGGAAGGAAAGUUUAAGUGGUGUGAUAUUCCACCUUAAUCGUGGGGUGGUGGGUUCAUUUCAUGUUUUUGACAGUCCUUGCGUGUUGGAAUAUGUAAAUUCACAGAGUGCAAGAGUACUUCAAACUGAAAGUGAGUUUGAAAAAUGAAAUGGUGCAAAUUUGGGGUUCAGCACUGGAUGCAUAUGACUUGGUUCCAGCAACUAUACUGCUUUAAGUGCGAUAACCCGAAUCUUCAAAGCUUUGGCCUGCCCAGCUACCUUUGGACUGCCCAGCAAAUAGUCUGCAUAUGGUGAAAUAUUUAUACCUUUACUCAUGUUAAGUAAAUCUCAUCCCUGUCCGGCAAUUUUUCUAAAAGGAUAAUGCUCAGGGGAGGAAUUCUGUUGCAAAUCAAUUUCCCAAGUUGAGUGGAUGUUCACUGUUACUGUCAAGUCUUUUGGGAGGUGGGGGGAGAAUGGGGUUAAGCCCCAAUUUCAAUACUGCAGUAUAUACAUGCUGAAGUAGCAUUGUGCUCUCGCCAAUUAGAGGAAUUAAGGAUUUCUUCCCACCAAUUUUGUUAAAACGAUUGUAACUUGGUUUUCUUCAAUUCAAAUAUACAGUAAGCCUCACAAGUCGUAUCAGUUGGGACCAUAUAUUUAAUGAGACUUAUUAAAGUAUGAGUUAUGUCAAACCUGCAUAGAAAGAAGCUCUUGAACGGGACAUGGGUAGAUGUUUGAUUUAGGCGAUUAUAUGAUUUAUAUAGAUCAGACUUUAGACAGUUUUACUGUACCAGUUUGGGUGGGGGGGGAGAGAGGCAGCAAUAUUUAGUGUCGUUUUACUUCAGUUUGGUUGUAAUGGUGACUGUUUGCACUAUGCUGAGCCACUGAGGUUCGAGAAAUUGGUCAAGUCCUUGACAGUGCAAAUACAGUGAAGAUUAAAUCCUGUGUUACUGCCCAAUCACAAUUUCUGCCACUUUAUUUUCUUAUGUUAGCAAUUUUUCGAAAUCAUCUUGCCCCUGCCCUGCUAAAGAGAGCAAUUCAUUAACAGUUACCAUCAGUUACUGGAGCAUCUCCAUCAAGCCUGCCUGUUCUGGCUGGGUUUGAAUGGACCGUGUUGUCGGUCAAAGUGUGCUAUUUUCAGAUUCUAGAGUCGAAUAUGGGCGUCCUUCAACCUCAAGCACAUCAGACCCUGUUCCAAUCGUAGACCACCUUGGAACAGAGUUUCUGUAGGUAAAUUUGAUGAACUGUUUAAGACGCCCCAUUAGGAAUUGCUUAUGAGAACCUCAGUGUGAAGGUGCUUCAGGGGAGGAGACUGAGUGGCUUUGGAUGGAAUAAGUGUCUUCACAUCUGAAACUUCUUAAGGACUGUCCAUUUGAUAUUCUGUAAUUACUGAGUCGAGAUCAUUUCAUGUCUUUGAUAUGUUACAGUGAUUUGUUGACUGGAUUUGUUGAUCAGGGAUUGACUUUGAAUCAAUGGAGAUGACCCAGAAUCAAUACGACUGAAAUGAUUUACUGAUCUGUGGCAAGUCUGGAAGAAUCUGGUGUGGGUGUCCAGACUGAGAGCUGCCCUUUUGACCUGAUUGUAAUCACAGUUGUGUCUGAUUUGAGGGUUAAUUGUUGUUAAAAUUGGCCUCAUUUGCCAGUGUGGGUCUGAUCCUCAUUCAUUUCUUCAUCCUCCCACUUGCAUGUAUGUAGCCAGUAGCUGUUGUUACAUAAAGGGAACGGGUAUAUUGCAUCUUCCAAGUUUGUUUGGGUUUACUGGAAGCUCAGUGAGUUAAUGCACACUUUGUCCAUCCCAAGAACUUGCUUCAAAUUCACAGCCCACAUACUGGGGUGAAAGGCUCCAUGUUAGUGUGAGGCAUUUGUACCUAAUGCCAACAGUUUUGAAUCCACAGCAUGAAAGUGCCCCAAAUUUGGCAUUGGCUUCUGGUGCAACUUGGAGUAGGAUGGGUAAUAUUGGAAAUAGUAUAUGUUGGAUACAGGAAAUCUGUUUUUUUUCUUAUGUCUGAGAUAUGAAAGCUUGAUAAUGAUCUGGUACCCAUAUUGAAAAUGUGUUUCAUUUGCCUGUUUGAACCAUUCCAUACAGAAUUACCUUUGCCAUUGUUUCAGAUUUCAGUGUUUUACUUCUGCAUUUUGUCUCUUUUAUAAUAAGUGUAUUUUACAUAUGGCCCAUACCUGAGUUAGUGUUCGGUUUAGUCGCUAAAGGAGCAGUCUAAUUUAUAUUGAACACAGUUCAUUGUUGAAUAUUAAGUAAAAUAGCCAUUUGUUUAUUUGCCCCCAAAUUUUCCGUCCCCUAAACCUGACCUAAAAACUUAUUUGAAGGCAAAUGUACCUCCAGCUCUGAAUGACUUUGCCUGAUUACAUUGCUGCUGUUCUCUUGCCGACACAAGCUCCCGUUUCUAAACCUUGUAGCCAUGCUUGUCUGUGCCUGAUUGCCAAGAACAGCUCAGGAUGACCUCUUGUUUCCAUGUGCUGAAGAGAACUGACACAUCCUGGCAGUCCUCAUUUGGGGGAAUUUGGGUUGGAAUAAUGAUUUAGCAAGGUUAAAAUAAAAGUAUAGCAACUUCUUGUAUUCCCUGGAAAAGCUGAUUAAGUAUUAAACAACUACAGCACCCACUUCCUUGUCAUCAACUAAAAUGUUUGCUGUAAAAUAUACUUCAUCGGACUUGUAUGCAAUUAGUCGCCUUAUAGUUCACAUUUAGAGCCAUGUUACCUGGGAGACCUCCACACCGAUUCCCGUUAAAUUCCUUCCCUCACCGUUUGGAAAAAGUACCAUUUAUUGUACGGCUUUUAUAGUUCAUUCCGUUUGUUCUCUGAGAUUAACUGAUGCAGACACAGCCACAUUGAGGCCACUGUCACGUUUUCAUAUCCGUCCUCUUGCAAUUAUUUGUACUGAAGUGAACGUGUUGGGAAGAGGGGUUGAUGUGCAGUGUCUCCUAGGAGCAGUAUCCUGUGUGUACCGGUUGCUCUGGGGUGGUGUAUCUGAAUAAAGGUUUUAUUUUUUUAACCAAUGUGUGUUUAGUUCCCACAUCCCCUACAGCAGUGGUCAACCCUGCUUUGUAAAUCCAAGUUAGAAAGGGGGAAGAAACCUAAUUGUACUUUAAUCUUAGUUACAAUUUUGUUACUCCCCUUAUUCUGUAAAACACUCUGGAUCCAUUCUUUGUUUUACGAUGCUGUGUUAAGAAUUUUCUGACAUGUGGAGGCUUUGAUAAAAGCCAACCCUUUGUAUAUCUUUAGAAAUAAACGUUUUGUUAUAAAA